AUGAUAAGUAUACGAAGGGUCCAACCUAUAUCAUUCUUAUCUAGGAGUACACUUCUAGUAAGGCCAUCUGCAACCAGCAUAUUCAAAUAUUCAACCACUGCCGUACCACCUAGGAAAUCAUAUAAGGCAAACACCACUGGUUUAAAGUUAUUCUGGAACAGUACCAUUCCUGUCAAUGUCAAGUAUUUCGGAGUGAUAGGAAUAUCAGCAUAUAGUUUCAUUCAUGUUCAUCCUGAUAUUUUGAUAACUGUAUUACCACCAUUAUUCAUUGGAUCAUAUUUGGGGUAUAAGUAUUAUUAUAAGAAAGUUGCUCAAACUGAGAUCAAUAAGGUAUUAAGGACUUAUAAUAAAGAGGGAGAGAGAUUAACGAAUGGGGAUAAGAUACAAGUAAAAAAAUAUGAUGAGAGUGAUGUUUGGAAUGUGUUACACGGGAUAGAAAAUGAAUUUGAUCACUUUAAAAUCCAAUUGAUUGAUGUUAUAGAACAACGAAUUUUAAAUUAUAUCAUAAAGAGUAAAGAUGAAGGUCAUGAUCAAUACAUGAUAAGGAAGUUAUUUAUAGAUCAAGAGAAUGAUGAUCAAUUCCUGAUUAAUAUCCAUGAGAAUGAGGUUGAAACUUGGAUAAUGACAAAGAUUUCAAUUGAUCCUAAUGCUGAUCCAUAUGAUGAUAAGAUUGAAUUUAUUAAAUUUUCAUUACCAUUUUAUUCCAGUAAAGAUAAAACCAUAAGACAAAGAUUAGGUACGAUUGAAACUUAUUUAUUAGAAGUUCCAACUGAUGAAGUUAAUGAGUUUAAAGAGUAUAAAAUAGGGAUUGAAAUCACUCCUUAUGGAUUCCUUUCCACCAAAGAAACCAUCUUCAUAUCAUCUAUAGAUAAUGAAGGUAUCACCAAAAGUAAAAUCUUAUCCCAAGGACAAAAGACAACAGAAGACGAAGAGGAAAUAACAUUGUAA
This is a messenger RNA of Scheffersomyces coipomensis, 948 nucleotides long. It is a transcript of the gene GOA1, whose product is annotated as Goa1p. The transcript has a single exon. The coding region runs from base 1 to 948 and encodes 315 amino acids. Lineage: Eukaryota; Fungi; Ascomycota; Pichiomycetes; Serinales; Debaryomycetaceae. The record is from RefSeq and is a predicted model, not a curated record.